Chrysoperla carnea is the source of this 3530-nucleotide messenger RNA. Its product is annotated as serine/threonine-protein phosphatase 6 regulatory ankyrin repeat subunit B-like. NCBI's taxonomy places the organism in Eukaryota, Metazoa, Arthropoda, Insecta, Neuroptera, Chrysopidae. The record is from RefSeq and is a predicted model, not a curated record. Bases 146 to 2974 code for a protein of 942 amino acids. Gene Ontology annotation, molecular function: protein binding. The transcript has 4 exons.
AUCGAUGCAGAAGUUUCCUACUGUGUUUCACUGUGGUUAUUCAAAGUUUUAUCUAUUUUUUUUUUUAUUAAUUUGAUUAAUUUAUAUAUAUUUUGUGAAUUGUAAAAUUGAAUAUGUGGAUAAACUUCAUUCUAAAUUAGAGAAUAUGGAUUCAAAUUCAGAAAACAUGAAUAAUCUACAUGAUUUAUCUUACAGUGGUAAAUUAGAACAAAUUACAAAAUUGUCAAGUAUUGAAAAAUACAUAAAUGAACCAGAUAGUGAUGGAAGAACGCCUUUACAUUUAUCAUGUUUUCAAAAUCAUUUAAAUGUGGCAAAAUAUUUAAUAAAUUCAAAUGCGAAUGUUAAUUGCCAGGAUAAAAAUUUAACAACACCUUUACAUUGGGGUGUAUUUAAUAAUAAUAUUCAAUUGGUUCAAAUUUUAAUUGAUAAAAAAUCUGUCAUACAAGCAAAAGACCGCAAUGGAAUACAACCUUUGCAUUUGGCAUCCUUAAAAGGAAAUGUACAAAUUAUUCGACUUAUAAUGUCAAAAGGAGAAAUUCAUGAAACUGUUGUUGAUAAUCAAGGUAUUUCACCACUCCAUUUAGCCGCAUAUUGUGGUAACACCGAAGCACUUGAAGUAUUGUUGGAAUAUUUUGAUGUACACGCAACUGACAAUCGAUCAAUAAAUGCAUUAAAUUUAGCAGCAUCCACGUGUCAAACGAAAUCGGUACAAUUAUUGUUGAAAAAAGGUGCUUCGACACACCAUGGAGAUAAUUUAGGUCGAUAUCCAUUACAUUGGGCCGCCGUAUCAGGCGAUUUGGAAAUGAUUAAACCAUUAUUAUCUGAUUAUUAUGAUGCUAUAGACGCAUUUAAAUGUACCCCAUUGUUUUUGGCCACUUCGUAUGGCCAUGACGAUGCUAUUUGUUGUCUGUUAAAGAAAAAUCAUCAAUUACACUUAGAAAGCGGACAAAGUGAACAAUAUUUAAUAUUAACGAAUAUAGAUGGUCCUGAUUCCGUAGUAAAUAAAAACUAUAGUGAAAUUUCAGCUUUACCAACAACGAUUCAUUGGGCCGCUGCAUUUUGUUCCUCCCAUAUCAUUGAGAAAUUAUUAGAUGCCGGUGCAAAUAUUGAAGAAUUAGGUAUUCGUCAUAAUACACCAUUACACACAGCGGCUGCAUUUGGUAAUCAAGCAGUGAUUAAGCUUUUACUAGAUCGAGGGGCUGAUAUUAAUGCAAAAGAUGAAGAUGACAGCACUGCAUUGCAUUGGGCAAUAGUACAUCGACACAUUGAAUGCGUCAAGCUUUUGUUAGAAAAAGAUGCGGACACUGCGGAAGCAAUGUGUUGGGCAGCUGCAGGCGGAGAUUUAAAUAUCGUUAAACUGUUACACGAAACCACCGAUUGUGAUAUAAACGAAAAUGAUGAGAAUAGUUGCGAUGAAUAUUCACGAAAUCCAUUAAUGUGGGCUGCAACUUGUGGUCAUGCGAAUGUAAUCGAAUAUUUACUGGAUAAUGGCGCUGACAUCAGUUGUUACGAUGUUAUUCACUGGUGUGCUGUGAACGGUUUAGUUGAUUCGAUCAAAAAAUUACUAGAAUUAGGUGUGGACGUGAAUGAAUCUGAUUUAGGAUUUAAUCGUACCGCAUUACAUUGGGCUGCAUGGAGUGGGAAUAUUGACGUCGUAAAAUUUUUAUUAAGUGUUGAUGGAGUAGAAGUUAAUGCGGUUGAAGAUCAAGGCGAUUUACCGAUACACUAUGCAGUGGUUAAUAAACAUUUGGAAGUGAUUAAAUUGUUAAUUGAACAUGGAUCAGAGUUAAAUAAAAGGGGAGAUUUAGGACUACCUUUAUGUAUGGCAGUACGUGAUGGAGAUUUAAACAUUAUCAAAGUGCUAGUAGAUGGCGGUGCGGAUGUUAAUCUUGCGGAAUAUGACGUGGAUGAAACAUCUAAACCCUUACAAAUCGCGCUUGAAUAUAGUAGUAUGGAAGUUGUUAGAUACUUACUUGAAAAAGGGGCUGAAAAAAUUUGUUUCAUUCAUCGCCUGGCCGAGUGUGGAACAGUUAAAGAUACUGAAAGCUUUAUUAAAUCUAAUGAUAUAAAUUCCGUAGAUAAUUGUCUUCGGACACCACUAUUUUAUGCCGUGCGAAAACCGGAUAAUUUAAAAUAUUUAAUUUCUUUAGGUUCUAAUAUUAAUCAUCACGAUUACUUAAACCAAACACCGGUUUAUCGUGCAAUUGAAUGGGAAUGUUUAGAAUCGGUUAAAAUUUUAAUUAAAGAAGGCGGUGACUUGAAUUACAAUGCUCGACGUGAAGGUUAUACACCGUUAAUUCGUGCUAUCGAAACGGAAAAUUUUGAAUUAUUUAAAUUAAUCGUUGAUAGUAACGCUUCGAUAACUAUGAGAGACGAUAAUCAACGUACUCCAUUGCAUCAUGCCGCAUGCAAAUCUGGUAAUAUAGGUUUAAAUAUGAUGCAAUAUUUAUUAUCUAAAGGUGCUGAAAUUAAUGUAUUCGAUUUGUAUGGUGCAAAUCCUUUGUAUUUAGCCGUAAAAACGGUACAUUAUAGUGCGUAUUAUGAUACAAACGUAAAAUAUCUUUUGGAUAAUGGGGCCGAAUUAAAUACACUUGCAAAAUAUGAUGAAACUACUUUAACACCCCUAUCGUAUGCGGUUAUGGAAAAAAAUUAUAAAAUGGUAAAAUUAUUAAUUUUAUACGGUUCAGAUUUAUGUUUAGAUCGAAAUAUAAUUAAUCUUUGUCCGGAUGUUUCGUAUCUAAGAUUAUUAUGUUUCGCGGGGUUACGAUUGAAGAAUUUACCAAUCACAGUAAAUGAUUCUAAUAUACAAAAUUAUAUUAAAUAUGUAGAAACGAAUCCAUUCAAUUUAAAAGUAUUAUGUCGAAUUGCGUUACGUGAGACAUUACAGAAAACAUAUUUACGAUUUGUAAAUAAUGCGCAAAAUGUACCUAAUUUGGUAAAACAAUUUUUAUUAUUUAAUUCAGAUCAUGAAUAAUAGCAGAUUUUUAGUUCCAAAAUAUAAAUAAUUCGGACAGGGAACGUAUAAUCUGUACCUUUAAAAACGUAAAAUACCUCAUACUUAAAAGAUACUCGUUUACUUUUUUAAUAUAAAAUAUUUUAUAUUUUUUUUAAUAGAAUGCUUCUUAGGCCACGUAAAGUGUUAAACGUGCGUUUUGCUACAUAUACUUAACGCCUAUCAUGUUAGAAAAAUUAAAAAGUCUAUGGUUUAGUUACACUUUUCACCACGCACAAAACUCGCAUUUUUCUUUAUAGAUAGGGUGUUUCAUUUUCGAUGUUAUUUUUUAAUAAGCUGCUCUGUAUUUUGACAUGUGUCAAGUAAGAACAUUCCGAACAUAACGAAAAUGGCGAAAUAUUUGAUAUUUGACCGGUUUUGCAAUCGAAUAAUCUCUCGUGAAGUAGACGAAACAACUAAAAAAAGAGGCGAUGGUCUUCAAAAUCGGUUCAGCUUGAAGAGAGCUAUAAAGCAAAAAAUAAUUUAAUGCAGAGUGUUCUUAGCUGUUUGUUGUUGUUUCAAGUGUGAGAUUAGGGUU